Molecule: messenger RNA, 1078 nt
Organism: Zingiber officinale
Lineage: Eukaryota; Viridiplantae; Streptophyta; Magnoliopsida; Zingiberales; Zingiberaceae
Product: alpha-terpineol synthase, chloroplastic-like
Exons: 5
Coding region: 95-1078 (327 amino acids)
Molecular function (GO): terpene synthase activity; magnesium ion binding
Source: RefSeq, a predicted model, not a curated record
GCAAGUGGCCCACGCGUUGGAGCUCCCGCUGAACUGGAGAUUCCAGAGAUUGCACGCGAAGUGGUUCAUUGGGGCAUGGCAAAGGGAUCCCGCCAUGGAUCCUGCUCUGCUUUUGUUGGCCAAGUUGGACUUCAACGCACUGCAGAACAUCUACAAGCGAGAACUUAAUGAACUCUCAAGAUGGUGGACGGAUCUCGGGCUUCCCCAGAAGCUGCCAUUUUUCAGAGACAGACUGACCGAGAACUACUUAUGGACCGUCGGCUGGGCAAUGGAGCCAGAUUGCUGGGCUUUCAGGGAGUUGCAAACAAAGACCAAUUGCUUCAUAACAAUGAUCGAUGACGUUUACGACGUGUAUGGAACGCUCCAUGAGCUAGAACUAUUCACCGAUAUAAUGGAGAGAUGGGAUGUUAACGCAAUUGAUAAGCUCCCAGAGUACAUGAAGAUAUGUUUUCUAGCCGUCUUCAACACGGUAAAUGAUGUAGGCUACGAAGUCAUGAGAGACAAGGGAGUAGACAUAAUACCUUACCUCAAGAGGGCGUGGGCAGAAUUGUGCAAAAUAUACAUGAGGGAAGCCAGAUGGUAUCACGCAGGGCAUACACCGACGCUGGAUGAGUAUUUAGACGGCGCAUGGAUAUCGAUAUCAGGGGCUUUGAUAUUGUCCACAGCUUACUGCAUGGGCAAAGAUCUCACGAAGGAGGACUUGGAUAAGUUCUCCACUUACCCUUCCAUCGUGCAACCCUCCUGUAUGCUUCUCCGACUCCAUGACGAUUUUGGAACCUCGACGGAUGAGCUAGCGAGAGGAGAUGUGCAGAAGGCGGUGCAGUGCUGCAUGCACGAGAGGAAGGUGCCGGAGGCAGUUGCCCGUGAGCAUAUCAAGCAAGUGAUGGAGGCGAAAUGGAGGGAGCUGAACGGGAACAGGGUGGCUACGUCGUCUUUCGAAGAAUAUUUCCAGAAUGUGGCGAUCAAUGUCCCUCGAGCGGCGCAAUUCUUCUAUGGAAAAGGAGAUGGAUAUGCGCAUUCGGAUGGAGAAACCCAGAAACAAGUCAUGUCGUUGUUGAUCGAACCUGUCCAGCUUUGA